Messenger RNA from Penicillium brevicompactum, 1446 nucleotides. RefSeq names its product glutamine synthetase family protein. The transcript is spliced from 5 exons. The coding region runs from base 1 to 1446 and encodes 481 amino acids. NCBI's taxonomy places the organism in Eukaryota, Fungi, Ascomycota, Eurotiomycetes, Eurotiales, Aspergillaceae. The record is from RefSeq and is a predicted model, not a curated record. Gene Ontology annotation, molecular function: glutamine synthetase activity.
AUGAUUACGCCUACCAUGAUUACUGUGGAAUCCCUCCCCCAACUUCUUGCCGAUGACAUCAAGGUCAAGGUCGCCGGCAUUGACAGCGAUGGCGUACUACGCGGCAAGGUGAUGGCCAAAGAGAAGUUCCUUGGGAUUGCGGAAAAGGGUUUUGGUUUCAGUUCAGCCCUCUUUGGCUGGGAUAUGCACGAUAUGCUAUGGACAACCAAUGCACGAGUUGCGCCUCCAGAGUCAGGAUACGCUGAUUUCCUGGCUAUCCCGGACCUCAAUUCUUUCCGUCGCCUGCCGUGGGAAGAGAAUAUCCCAUUCUUCCUUGUGAGGUUCCUCGAUGACACAACCCCAGUUUCAGCGGACGGGAGAAGCCUGUUAAAGAGCCUAUGCGAUAACCUUGCGGGAGAGGGAAUCCACGCAUUGGCUGGAGUGGAACUCGAGUUCAUGAACUUCCAAACCCCCUCCGAAGACGGAUAUGGCAGUGCAGGCUCCCAACACCCUAACCUGGCCACUUUCCUGGAAAAGAACUCCCCCGGUGCUCUUCGACCCAUUACUGCCGGCAUGUUCUGCUACAGCUCAACACGGCCUGUCGCCAACAAGAAAUACUUCUAUGAUAUCUUCAACACCGCUGCUCAAAUCAAUUGCGGCAUUGAGGGGUGGCACACUGAGGGCGGGCCCGGUGUGUAUGAGGCAGCUCUCAAGGUUUGCGAGAUCAGUGAGAUGGCCGAUAAGGUCGCUAUGUUCAAGCUCCUGACGAAAUCACUGGGAAUGGAUCACGGUGUCACUCCAUGCUUCAUGGCCAAGCCCAUGCAGGGCAUGCCUGGAAGCUCCGGACAUAUCCACAUUUCACUCGCCGACAAGGAUGGCAAGAAUCUCUUCGCACGAGAGACACCCGAGGCAAACCCUCAGUGGUCAGACAUUGCACACCUCUCCGACACCGGGCGACACUUCCUUGCUGGUCUCUUAGAAGCGCUUCCUGAUAUCAUGCCUCUGUUUGCACCUACAGUCAACUCUUAUAAGCGCCUAGUUGAGAACUACUGGGCACCAGUGCAUAUCAGCUGGGGACUUGAGGACCGGAUUGCCUCAAUUCGUCUGAUCACACCACCAGUCUGCAAGCCCGGUGCGACUCGCUUCGAAGUCCGUAUCCCUGGAGCUGAUCUCCAUCCCCAUUACGCUUUGAGUGUCAUCCUUGCAGCUGGCUGGAGGGGUGUGCAAAAGAAGCUUGAGAUUAAGGUGCCACCCAUGUCAGCGCGCAAAUCUGGUGAGCGGCCCGAGCUGCUGCCUAAUACUCUCGAAAAAGCUCUGGAUCGAUUUGUCGCCCCCAAUAGCAUUGCCCGCGAGAUUCUAAGUGGGGAGUUUGUGGAUUUCUUCACUGCGACAAGACAGCAUGAGUUGGGCCUUUGGAGGGAGGCUGUCACGGACUGGGAGGUCAAGCGGUACAUCGAAAUUGUGUAA